CUAGCUGAGAUAUAAAUGAGACAAAGAAACCCUGCGAAGAGUCUGAGUGGGAAAAGAGUUGAAAGUGGCGGAGGGGGACAGCGGCGACUGUGGCACACAGCUCCACACCUCACUCAACGCGCACGGAAGUAUGAAAGUGAAAGACUGGACCAUGAAGACGGGACCAUGAAAUAUCCUGUUAAAUACUAGCCAUACAGCACCUUGUAAAUACUACAACUUCUGAGAGUGCUCCGAAAGAAGAGAGUGCUACCUCCAAAGUGGUGAUGUCACGGGUUCCUACCCCCCCUCCUCCUGGGGAGAUGUCAAGUGGACCUGUGGCAGAGAGCUGGUGUUACACACAGGUCAAGGUUGUGAAGUUUUCAUACAUGUGGACCAUAAACAACUUUAGCUUUUGCAGAGAAGAAAUGGGGGAGGUGUUGAAGAGUUCCACCUUCUCAUCCGGGCCUAACGACAAGAUGAAGUGGUGUCUGCGAGUCAAUCCAAAGGGACUGGAUGACGAAAGCAAAGAUUAUCUGUCAUUGUAUUUACUUCUUGUUAGUUGUCCAAAAAGUGAAGUCAGAGCGAAAUUCAAGUUUUCUUUGUUAAAUGCUAAACGAGAGGAAACAAAAGCAAUGGAAAGCCAAAGAGCCUACAGGUUUGUCCAAGGCAAAGACUGGGGCUUCAAAAAGUUCAUUAGGAGAGAUUUUCUCCUCGAUGAGGCGAAUGGACUUCUUCCUGAUGACAAACUUACUCUCUUUUGUGAGGUAAGUGUUGUCCAGGACUCUGUGAACAUUUCUGGCCAGUCCAACAUGAACAUGCUAAAGGUACCAGAGUGUCAGCUGUCUGAUGACCUGGGGAACCUCUGGGAGUGUUCACGCUUCACAGACUGCAGCCUGUAUGUGGGAGGGCAGGAGUUCAAAGCCCACAAAUCCAUCCUGGCAGCAAGGUCACCAGUCUUCAAUGCCAUGUUUGAGCAUGAAAUGGAAGAAAGUAAAAAGAAUCGUGUAGAUAUAAGUGACGUGGACCCAGACGUCUUCAAGGAAAUGAUGGGCUUCAUAUACACAGGGAAGGCCCCGAACCUGGAGAAGAUGGCAGACAACCUUCUAGCAGCUGCAGACAAAUACGCUCUGGAACGUUUAAAAGUCAUGUGUGAAGAGGCCUUGUGCAACAGCCUCUCAGUGGAGAAUGUGGCAGACACCCUCAUCCUAGCAGACUUGCACAGCGCCGAGCAGCUCAAAGCACAAGCCAUAGAUUUUAUCAACAGGUGCAGUGUCCUCAGACAGCUGGGCUGUAAAGAUGGAAAGAACUGGAAUAGCAACCACGCUACAGACAUCAUGGAGACCGCGGGCUGGAAGUCGAUGAUCCAGUCGCACCCUCACUUGGUCGCCGAGGCGUUCCGCGCCCUGGCGUCGGCCCAGUGCCCGCCCUUCGGUCCUCCAAGGAAGCGCCUAAAACAGUCGUGACGCCGCGGGAGUCCGUGUUUGUGCAAAGGAAGGACUAGUGAGGAUGCCACUCUUUUAUUUCCACCAAAACUGAACACACUUGAAGACGGAAGAGUGGGCUUUCCUCACCGGGGACGUGGGAAGGCCGGCACAAUGGACUUCGGGGGACAACACAAACAAACCGACCGUCUUGCUUUGCUGCCCCGACUGUCUGCUGUUCAGGGUGGGUAGCUACUGUUAUUUCCUGUCAUUCUUCAAAGAAAAUGGCCUUAAUAUAUCUGCCAUUGCUCUGGAAUCGCUCCGGAGUGGUUUUGUCUAUUUUACUCUGUGCCUGCCUUGUCACAAAGACCAGGCCUCCUCCAGGUUGCACUAGUUCCCGUCAUAGCGGAGUUCCAUAGGAACGUAACAGAGGUUGAACUAAAUGGGAAAUAUUAUAUAUUUGUAAUGUUUAGCCCGUUUUGUGACCAGAUGUUAAAGAGCAUGAGCACUUUCAGUGCAAGGUCAGUUCUUAACACUUUUUAAAAAGAUGCGUAUGCCCCAUAUUGAUGGCACCAUUUCUAUGUAAAUGACAGCUGACCAGUGGACGAGGACGCCGUGUAGCGUCCGUGCGGGGACAAAUAGUACGUCACAAUUAAGGAAAUGUCAAUUCUGGUCCUUGGACCUAAGAGGCCCGGCUCACAUCUUUAAGACAUUCGAAUCAAGUCAGCACACCAUCAAGAGUUUCAAUUCAAGACCUUUAAUAUUGCCAAGCUGCAAAUAUAUAUCCUCAUCAUAUUGUGGAACGACUAAUGCAUGGUCAUGUUAUUGUCACAGAAAGUGUCCAAACGGCGACCCUUUUUUUUUUUUUUCCUACUUAAAGUACUCGCUGACGUUGGUGCCGAAUGGAAAAGAGUCGCUGUACAAAAACAAAAAGGAGGUCUAACGUGCUCGGGAACUUUGUAGGAUGCUGAGCAUCACUUCUGCCGGCAACGUCAUUCUUUGUUCUGAAUGAGUCCCGUUUAUUCCGUGCGUCUUGUAUGUAGCGUGACGUAAGGAAAAUUUGUAAAAUAGAAGGGGGGGGUGGGCGGGUUCCUUCAGUGUCGUCGACAUGUUGAAAUGUUCGGAAGUUGUCUGCAGGAAUGGUUGUGUAAAGCAAUUAAAACAUUUUCCAGCACUCUA
Nerophis ophidion (straightnose pipefish) is the source of this 2579-nucleotide messenger RNA. RefSeq names its product speckle type BTB/POZ protein like a (gene spopla). The record is from RefSeq and is a predicted model, not a curated record. The transcript has 12 exons. Gene Ontology annotation, biological process: regulation of proteolysis; proteasome-mediated ubiquitin-dependent protein catabolic process. Gene Ontology annotation, cellular component: cytoplasm; nucleus. The coding region runs from base 264 to 1442 and encodes 392 amino acids. Lineage: Eukaryota; Metazoa; Chordata; Actinopteri; Syngnathiformes; Syngnathidae. Gene Ontology annotation, molecular function: ubiquitin protein ligase binding.